GCAGAGCGGGAAGGGGGGUGUGUGUGUAGGGGGGGAGGCGGGCCGCCAUUACGCGGCGCGGAGCAGGCCUCGCCUCCCGGUUGUUGCGCCGUUACCGUUAAACGGGCCCGGGCUUUUGCGGGCCCCGAUCGCGGCGGGGCCCUGCCCGGCCCCAGCGCGGCGGGCAGCACCGCCGCCAUGGAGGAGAAGGGUUUCGCCAAGGAGCUGGACCAGUGGAUCGAGCAGCUGAACGAGUGCCGGCAGCUGAGCGAGAGCCAGGUCCGCAGCCUCUGCGAGAAGAGCUCUACCAGUUCCGAGGGAGUGUGGUGAGAAGGGCUGGUGCUGCAGCAGGGAGCGACAGCAGUGGUUUGAAGAGUAGAUGUGUCUUGAAGAGAGCUGUGGCUGCUGUGUCUUGAGAAGCUGGAGGACAGUGCCAGCAGAUUGUGGCUGUACGUCAGGGCUCUCACAGUAAAUGGGGAGAGUGGCAGCUCAGCACGCCGCGUUGCAGCUGGAGGUGGAGAGGGUGUUUGUCAUCCAGAUGACAGGCUAAAGAAAUUCUUACGAAAGAAUCGAACGUGCAAGAGGUACGUUGCCCCGUCACCGUCUGCGGGGAUGUCCACGGUCAAUUCCACGACCUUAUGGAACUCUUUAGAAUUGGUGGGAAAUCGCCAGACACAAAUUACCUGUUCAUGGGAGACUACGUGGACAGAGGCUAUUACUCGGUGGAAACGGUGACUCUUCUAGUAGCGCUGAAGGUGCGCUACCCAGAACGCAUUACAAUACUGAGGGGCAAUCACGAAAGCAGACAAAUUACACAAGUGUAUGGCUUCUAUGAUGAAUGUCUGCGAAAGUAUGGCAAUGCCAACGUCUGGAAGUAUUUCACAGAUCUGUUUGAUUAUCUUCCGCUUACAGCUCUAGUAGAUGGCCAGAUAUUCUGUCUCCACGGUGGCCUCUCUCCAUCCAUAGAUACACUGGAUCAUAUCAGGGCUCUGGACCGCCUUCAGGAAGUUCCACACGAGGGUCCUAUGUGUGACCUGUUAUGGUCGGAUCCAGAUGAUCGUGGCGGCUGGGGUAUAUCUCCACGUGGUGCUGGCUACACGUUUGGGCAAGAUAUUUCCGAAACAUUUAACCAUGCCAAUGGUCUCACACUGGUCUCCCGUGCUCACCAACUUGUCAUGGAGGGCUAUAAUUGGUGCCACGACCGAAACGUGGUUACCAUUUUCAGUGCGCCCAAUUACUGUUACCGCUGUGGGAACCAGGCUGCUAUCAUGGAACUAGAUGACACUUUAAAAUAUUCCUUCCUCCAGUUCGACCCAGCACCUCGCCGUGGAGAGCCUCAUGUUACCCGUCGUACCCCAGACUACUUCCUAUAAACCUCUCCUAACCUUUUAGAAGGAAGUACACCUGGCAUUUUAAAGAGCAACAAUAUUUACACGUUUCUGUAAGAAAUCGGGGUUCGUCUCAACUUAAAAUCCCCAUCAUGGACCAAAAUGUGCCAUACAGAGGAUGAAGAGCGUUUAGCACAACUUGAGACUGAAUUCCUUACAACACUAUAUUAUAUAUCCUAUACCCAUCAGUCCAACAGUCAGUUUGCCUGCUGUAUUUGUAGUCAUUGUUUUUCUUCUGGACUGUUCAGAGAGGAAAAGGUAACUCUAAUAACACUUCCAUCUCCUUUGAUGCUUUGUAAAUUUUUAGUUGUAGUGUUAACUGGCAUGAAUUGGAGUUUAUUUUCGAGGGAAAUGCACACUAACUUCUUCCCCUACCACUCUUUAUUUUAUUGAAAGACCGACUUAACUGGAGAAAGGAAGCAAUUCCUGCUUGGGAGUACGUUGUCAUAACACAGAUAAAAGCGUUCCCUUUUUAGCUCGAUUCCUACUCGGUGUUGAUCCUGCCUUUUUUUUUUUUUCUUUUUUUUUUUGUCCAUUUGUUUUGGGUUGUUUUUUUUGUUGUUGUUGUUGUUAUUUUCCCUCUCCCCUCUGUACAUUUGUCCUGGAAGUGCUUGCAAUCCUCCUCGCUGUACCUAAACCAAUAAACUUUGCUGUUGUCAGCCCCAA
Messenger RNA from Phalacrocorax carbo (great cormorant), 2033 nucleotides. NCBI's taxonomy places the organism in Eukaryota, Metazoa, Chordata, Aves, Suliformes, Phalacrocoracidae. The record is from RefSeq and is a predicted model, not a curated record.